GCCAUAGUAUUCUUUGUCGUCAAUGUGAAAGUGCAACGAGAUGGCACCUCUGACGCGGGGACAGCUAUGCAGGCAGACUUCGCCGCCAACCUCAAGCCUGCGCCCCGCCUUGCGUGCCUGGCGCUGAUUUGCAACGUUGGCGCAAGCGAAGAAAUUCUAAUUCGGGCUCGGCACCUGAGCAAAAUGCAGCAUUAUGAAUUCCAGCGCCGGUAUCUGAUUUUUGAGUCGCGCAGCUUCACUUCCAUCUCAAUCAGCUGCUGAUGCACUGAUCCAAGAAAAAGUUAUUGAUGCAUGGCGGACUGUGGACUAUUCUCAAUCCUACAAAGCUAGCGUGAACAAAACUGCUGAUUGGGAUAUGGGAAUUGGCACUCGCCAGUUUCAUGGCCAUGGUGUAUCUUUCGACGAUGCCCAAACUGACGAUUUUCAGCUGGCGUACUAUUUUGCAGUGGAUCAGUGUGAAGCUGCUUACAUUGUAGUCUUUGAGUUAGAUCAGAUUCUGUAUUCUGACGAGGAUGUUUCUUGGGUGGAGGAUGCGAUUCAAGUCCUCCGCAUGAAUGAAGGCCUGAUCCUGGUGAGUCCAUCUUUUCCGGGUGUUUCAACACGGAAGAUCCGGCAGCGGCCCACUACCAGGCCAAUCCCAAAGAGCUACUCGGAUGGGCUGCAUGGCCCAGCGACGGAGGAUACGACCUGCCAGCACCCCUUCACAUUACCAGGCCGGGCGGCCUUGCUGGACAUUCAGCGCUACAAACAAUUGCCCUCCCGCAACCAAGUCAAGGAACACCGCUGUGGCGGCCAACUUGUGCGAGGCAAGCCAUGCAAGUCGCUGCCGUUCGUUAGAUCCUGUGGUGGCAUGAGGACUUGGGAAGCAGCGCUGGAGUGUGUGAUUUGCAAUGGUGAGGGCUGGCGUCAGGGCCACCUGCGGGACUGGCAGCGCGCCUGGUCCCAGCACGCCCCCCUCACCAGCGUGAGGCAUGAUCUGGCAAAAUUGAAGUCAGAUAUAGCUGCCAUUGAGCAGGGCAGGCCGCCCGCGGUGAUGGGCCCGGAGUACAAGGGGCUAGCAGAGUUAGAGAGAAUCGUGACUUAGAGUUG
Messenger RNA from Effrenium voratum, 1089 nucleotides. Lineage: Eukaryota; Dinophyceae; Suessiales; Symbiodiniaceae. The record is from the annotation of a GenBank genome assembly.